Coffea eugenioides is the source of this 1399-nucleotide messenger RNA. Its product is annotated as G-type lectin S-receptor-like serine/threonine-protein kinase At1g11410. Gene Ontology annotation, biological process: protein phosphorylation. Gene Ontology annotation, molecular function: protein kinase activity; ATP binding. The coding region runs from base 14 to 1060 and encodes 348 amino acids. Lineage: Eukaryota; Viridiplantae; Streptophyta; Magnoliopsida; Gentianales; Rubiaceae. The transcript has 5 exons. The record is from RefSeq and is a predicted model, not a curated record.
UCUUAGAAAAUUCAUGGGUCCAGAAAGGCCAGAUCUUGAUGACAAAGGGGAUGAUGAAUCACUGUUCUUCAGUUUUACAAGCAUAGAAAUUGCCACAGAUCAUUUUUCUGAGGAAAACAAACUUGGUCAAGGAGGAUUUGGUCCUGUCUACAAGGGCAAACUGGUUAACGGGUUAGAGAUUGCAGUUAAAAGAUUGAAUAGAAUGUCAGGCCAUGGAAUUGAACAAUUCAAGAAUGAAGUCAAAGUGAUCUCAAAGCUGCAACAUCGAAACCUUGUUAGACUUUUGGGCUCCUGCAUUGAGAAAGAAGAGCGUUUAUUGGUAUACGAGUACUUGCCGAAUAACAGUCUAGAUUCAGUACUUUUUGGUAUGUCAAAGCGGAAUAUAUUGGAUUGGAAAAGAAGGUUGAAAAUCAUUGAAGGGGUCGCUCAGGGGCUUUUGUACCUCCACAAGUAUUCUAGAUUAAAAAUCAUCCAUAGAGAUCUGAAAACGAGCAAUGUUUUAUUGGAUGCCGACCUGAAUCCCAAAAUUUCAGAUUUUGGAACCGCCAGAAUUUUUGGAGAGAAUGAGAUGCGCGGAAGUACAAUGAAAGUUGUUGGGACAUAUGGUUAUAUGUCUCCUGAAUAUGCCAUGGACGGGGUUUACUCCGAGAAGUCCGAUGUAUUUAGCUUUGGAGUCAUGAUUCUUGAGAUCAUAACUGGAAAGAAGAACACUUCGUUCUACGAUUCGGAUCGUCACCUAAACUUAAUAGGACAUGUCUGGGAUCUAUGGACAGAAGGAAGAAUUUCAGAAAUCACAGAUUCUUGUUUGGAUGAAACGGUCUCAACAAGUGAAGCACUAAAAUAUGCUCAGGUUGGUUUAUUGUGUGUGCAAGAAAAUGCAGCAGAUAGACCAACAAUGUCGGACGUGGUAUCCAUGCUCCUCAAGGAAUCAAUGGCUCUUGCCACUCCUAAGCGACCAGCUUUUGCUGAAAUUAUGACUCUUAACAAUACCAAGUUACCUCAAAAUCCAGAAUCUUGUUCUGUGAACGAGGUCACAAUUUCAGAUGAGCAGGGUAGAUGAUUAUUUCUUGGCGAGGCGUAUAUUUUCUUGCUUUGUUUCACCAAGCUGUGGGUUAGGACAAAAGGACGUACCCGUUGUUGACUGACGGGUGUUGCAACUUGCAAGUGGUAAUUGCAGACAGAGGAAGGUGAGAAGCAGGCCGUGUCCUCAGGUUAGGGGUGGCCACUGCAGAUAAUCAGUCUCAAUUCUUUUGUGGAUUCGUUUUGGUUUUGGAUUUGAGUUUGAUGACUAAUUAUUCAAGUAAUCAAACAUAAUUAUAUGUGUUUGGAUAGAGUAUUAUUUGAAAUAUUGUUUGGAAUAAUUACUGUAGCACUUUUUACGAUGUAAUGUAUACGAGAU